Messenger RNA from Chironomus riparius, 2242 nucleotides. The record is from the annotation of a GenBank genome assembly. Lineage: Eukaryota; Metazoa; Arthropoda; Insecta; Diptera; Chironomidae.
AACAUUUGUGAAAAUAAAAACAACUCAAAAGUGGAAAAAUUAUAAACGUUUAGUAAAAUGCCAGAGUUAGAGCUGCAAAGUGCACCGGGUUUUAGUGAUCCGACCCAGACACUGUCUGGUCCGAUUAUUGGAAUCAUUUAUCCACCGCCUGAAGUUAGAAACAUUGUUGACAAAACUGCAAGUUUCGUUGCUAGGAAUGGCUAUGAAUUCGAAAAUCGUAUCCAUCAAAGUGAAAUGGGAAACAAGAAGUUCAGUUUCUUGAAUCCCGGUGAUCCUUAUCAUGCCUACUACCAAUUUAAGGUUCAGGAGUUCAAAGAAGGAAAGAGCUCAGCAGUUCCUGGCAUGAAAAAUUUGUCAAUUUCGGCAGUUCAACUGAAACAACAGGAACUACUGAAGCAAGCCACUGAACAGUUUGUGCCAAAGGAACCACCACCAGAGUUUGAGUUUAUUGCUGAUCCUCCUUCGAUUUCUGCGCUGGACUUAGACAUCGUCAAGCUUACAGCUCAGUUUGUCGCCCGUAACGGUCGUCAGUUCCUCACAAAUCUCAUGAAUCGUGAACAGCGCAACUUCCAGUUUGACUUUCUUCGUCCACAACAUUCACUGUUCCAAUACUUCACAAAACUACUUGAGCAGUACACAAAGAUCCUAAUUCCACCAAAGGAUCUCCUCCCAAAGUUAAAAACAGAACUUGAUUCAUCAAGAGAUGGAACAAAUGCAAUCCUCGACCAAGUCAAGUACCGAGCAAAUUGGUUAAAGCAUGAAGAACAGCAAAGACGUCGUGAAGAAGAGAAAAUUGAACGUGAACGAGUCGCAUAUGCUCAAAUUGACUGGCAUGACUUUGUGGUCGUUGAAGUUGUCGAGUAUCAGCCAUACGAAAGUGGAAAUUUUCCAGCACCGACCACACCAGAAGAAGUCGGUGCUCGUGUCAUUAUGGAACAGCGAUUCGUCGAGGAAGACAAUGACAUUGAGAUGCAAAUUGAGUCAGAUGAGGAACUAAAUGAACAGCAAGUUCCACAUCAAAAUAUCAAAUUGUCAGUCAUGGAAAAUCGUAUCAAGGACAACACACAAAUUCAAGACAUGGAUGAGGAGUCCAGCGAUGAUGACAAUCAACCACCGAAACAAGUUGCACCAGUCAUGCCGCCAACACAUGACAAGGUUAUUGUUAAGAAGUACGAUCCAAAGCAAGCACAGAAAAUUGUCAAACCAUCGCCAACAUCCGAGGAAUAUCUCAUAUCCCCAAUUACAGGCGAGAAGAUUCCAGCAUCAAAAGUCGCUGAGCAUAUGCGUAUUGGACUUCUUGAUCCACGCUGGGUAGAGCAACGCGACAAGAUGCUUGAAAAGGUACGCGAGGAACAAGUUUAUGCUCCUGGAUCUGCUAUUGAAGCUAGUUUGAAACAACUUGCUGAACGUCGUACGGAUAUUUUCGGUGUUGGUGACGAGGAAGCUGCAAUUGGUAAAAAACUUGGUGAAGAGGAACGAAAAGACGAACGAGUUACAUGGGAUGGUCAUACAUCUAGUGUUGAGGCAGCAACUCGUGCAGCAGCUAGAAAUGUCUCACUUGAGGACCAGAUCCAUCAAAUCCACAAAGUCAAAGGACUUUUACCAGACGAAGAAAAAGAAAAGAUUGGACCAAAACAAGUUGCGACAGUCUCAGCACCUCCAAGACCUCCAAUGCAUGGAAUGCCUGGAAAUAUGCCCCAUCACUCAGCUCCUCCUAUGCCAGCUGUUCCACCACCGCCAGUUAUGAUGAUGUCACAAAUGAGACCGCCAUUGAGGCCACCUCCUUUGAUUCCACCACCAUUCCCAGUUGGAUUUGGAAUGCCACCAAAUCUCGCACCAGCACCGCCAGUCAUGGAUAUGAACGAAGAUGAGCCAGCAAGCAAGAAAUCUCGUCAAGAAGACAGUCUCAUCCCAGAAGAUGUCUUUAUGCAGCACCACAAGAGUCCAAUUACAAUUCAAGUUCAAGUCCCAACAUCCAGUGAUAAGCCUGAAUGGAAACUUAAUGGACAAUUGCUGUCUAUUAACAUUGGAUUGCCUGAAACGAUUCAAAAGUUGAAGCAGAAGGUACAGGAAGAGACAGACAUGCCACCGGCUAAGCAAAAGAUAUCACAUGAUGGAAUAUUCUUUAAGGAUAGCAAUUCUGUAGCUUAUUAUAACUUGUUGUCGGGUGUGACUGUUCAUUUGCAGAUUAAGGAACGUGGUGGUAGGAAGAAGUAAAUUUGUAGGAAGGGAUUGAAGUCGG